Anopheles funestus (African malaria mosquito) is the source of this 4414-nucleotide messenger RNA. RefSeq lists its product as uncharacterized. The record is from RefSeq and is a predicted model, not a curated record. The transcript is spliced from 10 exons. The coding region runs from base 1425 to 2450 and encodes 341 amino acids. Lineage: Eukaryota; Metazoa; Arthropoda; Insecta; Diptera; Culicidae.
CCACAACAAAGCCGAAAAAAAUCCGAAAGUAUUUCCUAGUGAUUGUCAUUACAAACUAACGUAAAUAUCCUGCAUCCAUCAAUAGCACCAGCUUCUCACCAUUGUAGCUUAUGCUAACCAUCCCAUUUCCCCGAGAGCACAUCUUGCAAAAUCUCUCACAGCAUCUCAUCGUUUGUUCACGUAAUGCUCUCCCACAAAUGGAUACGUACUCGGUUCCGAAGUCGGCAACAUUACGAUCCGAGUGGAAAUUUUUCGGGAAAUAUUCCCUAUCCCUAACAAGGGAGCAGAAGAGUGACACACAAAAAAACACCCUCGGAUGAACGCAUAUUCGGCACGGAUGCUGAAACGUUCGCCAGUUUGGCAACAUCCCGCGUCGGUGUAACAGCCCCACUGGUAGGAGUGUCGUUAUCGGUCGUUAUCGGUUGACGUGACCCGUGGCCUAUCGUUCGGGUACGUUAUAUUGUUCCACCCCGCGAUGGUUCGCACAAUCGCAACUUUACCAUCUGCUACAGUGUUGGGCCAGUGAAAUGGAAUAGAAAGCAACGAUUGUGGAGGUUAUCGUUUGUUGGGUGUGAGUACUGAAAGAUAAACGCUCUAGCGCUGUGGACGUUUUUCCCGAGUUGGAAAACCUCGCCACUAGAAACUAGUGAGUGUUGACAGUUUUGUGACGGUUCGCGGAAUGUUUCACGGGGUUGGAUUAGUGUGCGUCUGUUUAUCGAAACCAGCAGCAGAGUAAAGUGAGGUGUCAUCAGCGUGGUACAAACGUUGACAGAUACGCGUGUGUGUUGUGUUGCUUUAAAUCAGAGGAAUGUCAAUCUAGUGAUGACCGGCUCGUAAGGAUAGCGCAUUCUUGUGAAGAGCUGUUCUCAAGUAUUCUAUACCAUAAAAGCCGCAUCGUGUGUGUGUGUGUGUGUAAUGUGGUAAAUGUGUAUGUGUAUGCGUAUGUGUGAGUGCAAUUUUCAAGCAGCAAUAUCAUCCCAUAAAAAGGAAAGGUGAAGUGAAUGUGUAAAGAAAAACACAACUCCCAGGCAGGCAAGAGGCGUUUUCUGCAGAGUCCCGCUUCAGGACAUCGCGACUACAUUAAAGUGCAGAAAUACGCUCAGUAAAGGAGUUUCGCUUUUCGCAUCAGCCUGCAAACUAGGUAAGCAGAACAGAUGGGAUACUCGUCAACGGCAUUAGCCAAACACUUUGCCACGAGAAAUUUUCAUCACUAUUGUGCACCAAGGACAGCAGCUGCAAAAAUAGUCACCAUUUUCCACCCACGGGAAAGCACUGGGCGUUUUCUGGUAACAGGACACCAGCUUGAUCCUAGCUGGCACUGGAAGAAGCCCUCGGUCGGUAACAAGAUUUUGCAUCGUGUGAUGAACGACGAUCUUUGCUAGGAUAAUGCUUUCCCAUCCACAACACGCCCGAUAGGAGAAGGAAUGCCGAAGGCUAUGGAAGGAAAAAUGAAUCUUCAAUACACAAUGUCGAAGCGCAGGAAACUUGGCUACGGAUGGUUUAGUUCGCUUUUGCUCUGUUUUAUCGCAUUAACAGAAAUGAUUUCAAAUGUUUGUAGCCUGAAAGAUCUAAAAAUAUUCGUCCCGGAGGCGGUCAUAAUGGGCAAUGCGGCGACCUUAUCUUGUCAAUUCGAAUUGGAAAAGGCAACACUUUACUCCGUUCGAUGGUACUUUGAAGGCGAAGAGUUCUAUCGUUUCGUCCCGAAGGAAUCACCCCCGGCCCGUACCUUCCCGGUGUCAGGCAUUACGGUGGAUGGCACACAAUCGGAUGCAACGUCGGUAACGCUGCGGGGCGUUACCCGUGAUCUAACCGGUCAGUUCCAGUGCGAGGUAUCCGAGGAUGCACCGCUCUUCCAUACCGAUAUACGGCAGGCACGCAUGCAGGUGGUCGAACUGCCCAAGGAGGACCCACUGAUGCAGGUGGACAAAACGCACAUCACCACGCUGGACAAUUUCCGGGCCGUCUGUACCGUGGGGACGUCCUUUCCGGCUGCCAACAUUACCUGGUACAUCAACACGAAGCGGAUUCAUCGAUCACCGUAUCAACGCAUCACGUACCGUUCGUACGAAGGGACGCCCACCUUCUCCUCGCUCGAGAUGUUCCCGCACAGUCAGGUACUGCAAGACAUCUACCAAUCGAUGCCACCGUUCCACACCAGCCUCACGGUCAUGUGCGAGAUCUCGAUCCUGCACAUCUACACCAAAAGCGCACAGCAGCGUAUCCUGGUCAGCGAUCUCGUGACGACCAUCUCGCCGAACCUGCUCGGUCUGGAUGGUUCAAACAAUCGGCGAAAAAACAACGGUGACCCAGACAAUUCACCCCUCACUGGGGGUGCUGUAGGACUGGUCGGUCCUUCAACGGUGCUGCUAGCGCUACUGGUCGGUCUGCGGGCGGUCAGUACCAUGCUACACUGGAACGGACAGCUGACGGAUCGUUCAUCCGGGUUGUGAUUGGUGACUGCGCAGAAGCUGUAAAUAUGAAAAGCGCCCAUCACCAAAAACAGGAAGAUAAAGACAAGAGAAAAGGAGAGAGUGGGAGAGGGAGGCAUAAGGGUGUGAUGGAAAAAAAAUAUUACAUAACACAAAAGCCAACGUAAUAAUAAUAAUACAAAUAAUAGGAAUGAUCUUGAUACUCAGUGUGUGUGUGCGUGUAUGUGAGCGAAUAUCCUUCUGCUCCUCCUGGCCGCCAGAAGUGCGUCGUAGGUGAUUGCGUUUUAGUUAUUGUUUGUUUGAUAUUUCCCUUGUUCUUUCGCUUCACGACACACACAAAAAGAAACACCCACUCACAUGGAAGAAUGGAGAGAAUGGAGAGAACAAUAACCCACUCACAUUGGGCUUAAAAUGGCUGCUAAUAUUGGGUUGGCGAACUUUAAACUGAGCGUAAGCUGUAUGUGUAAAUUGUAUAUGUAAUUGAGCUUUUUUCACUCCACAAACUACUUGUCGCGAAGAGAAAACAAAACUGACGACUCCGAGCAGCAUGAGCGCCAUACUGGGGGUGUACAUUGAGGGUGAGCAAUUGGCAUGGGCAAGGGUUCCGUAUUUACCGCAACAUCUACACCAAAUGGUCAAAGAUUGAAACCGUUCCGAAGCUGACGAGAGGAGCUAAAUUUCUUUUUUACAUCCCAAACCAUAGGAAAAUCGCUUUCAAACUCUAUAGGUGAUGUGAUGAUGUUUUCCUACUUUCCAAAAUAGGAAUAUCUUCACAUAUAGAGACAGAAACAAACUCAAAACCGCUCGAAGAAGAAACCGAAAAAAGGAACUCAAAAAAGGUAACAAAAUGCAGCAAAAUGUUACAACAAGAUCUUCCGUUGAAAAGCAAAGGUGUGUGCAGUAUGUUGGUCCGCUUGCUUUCUCCCAGCGGACAGCUAUUAAUCGUUUGACUUUAAAACAAAACAAAAAACAAACAAAACAUAUUAGUCCUUUCCCUGUUCCGAAAAAUUUCGAAAACUUGUAUAUGGGGUAGUUUUGUAACGCUGAUUGUACAUGUAAAAAAAAAGAUCGCAAACACAAAAAGAAACACUCACAUUACACCUUCCAUCACUCAAGUAAAGGAAUGUGUGUUAUGAUAGCAAUGCUCAAUACAAAAAAAGAGAGGAAGAAAAAAAGAAGAUAAAAGAAACAUGGAGAAAGUACUAAGGCUUGCUUUUGUCCGGCUAGUAGUGCUGCAGGUUAACUUUUGGUUCAAUUGCAGCAGCAAAAAAAAAGAAGUUCAGCAUGAAACAGGGAGCGCUAGUGACGACCGGAGCGUUAGUUUGUAGUGAAUGAGUUCUAGGUAAUAUAAGGAUGCAUCCUUAUACUGGUAAGGAGAUGAUGCGGUAGAGAGAUACCUCCGAACUAAGAUGGAAAAUCUCUCUUUCUUGUAAGUAAGUGAAACUUGUUAGCUGAGGCGCGUAGACAAAUGUAAGUAUUAUUAUCUGUUACUAACAUGAAUGUACUGGAACUAAUCGAUACAAAACCAAAACCCAAAAUCUAACAGCAUACUAAAUAAGCCUCCGCUGUACACCAAACAAAAAAAAAACAAACAACCGGGCGAGAGGAAAAUAUAAAAUGAACAACAAACGAAAACAGAAAACCUAACGGAUGACUCGCAAUACAAAGACAUUGUACGUUCUAUUAGACUAUUAUAUUGUAUGAUUGUUUUCUUUUCUUUCCCAUCUUUUUGUUACUCUUAUUCUUCUUCUUCUUAUUCUUCUUCUUCUUUUAAAUGUCUUUAACUAUGAGUUUUCAUUAUCAACCCAUUUUAUAUCUUCCCAUCUUUCCCUUCACUAAAGCGAUUGACACUUCACGUCAAUUUGUACGAUGCAUGUGCAAGCUUGAUCGCAUCACAAUCCUUCCUAUGUAAGGAUCAUCUGUCGACGAGAGGCAGGAUAGUAUUGCCAGCACAAAGUGUAUCGCAAAUGAACAGAAGAAUGAAA